UGUCUUACUGUAAAUAUAAAUUUGAAAAUAGUUGAAAUUACUGAAGCUAUAGUUGAAUAAGAAAUAGAGUAAGUAUUAAUGUAUGAUGUAAGACUUGUCAAUGAAUUCAAAGCUAUAUGAUGUUCUAAACAGUUGUUAUACUAUCAAGUCUAAUGAAUAAAUGAGAAAUCGGGCUGCAUACGAUUGAUUCUAUUUAUAUGUUAUUGUAAAUGGGAAGAGAAUAAAUUUUUCCCUUUUCCCACAUUUCUGGUUAGCUGAUGAACAAUGUUCUUCCUAGUUCUAUCCUUUUCUUUGUAUUAGAUGCAGAGCGAGGUGAACGCAUUCGCGUCAAUGAUUUCAACUUCACGUUGAAAAGAGACAAGCAAUAUCGACUUCUUUGUUAGAUGCACUGUACUUGAAUGCAGUCUAAUCAUGUAUAUCAUAAAGACAGGAAAUUCAGUACAUAGGCUUAACUGUACUUACAAGUAGCAUUAACAUAUACAACUUCUAAUUUAAGUACAAGGAUGUGUUAGCCUUGCUAUUUUCAUCAAGGUAAUGAAAUACACCCCUUCCAAUUCAGAAUUACGGAAGACGAUAUCCCACCAUUAGAUUUCAGAGUGUAGAAGGAGAAAAUUUUUAGUAUAAAAGCACUCAAAGUUUUGAUUUGAAUCAUAGUAUUCAUCUGAUGAAAAUGUCAUCUACUAGCACUACUGAUUCGACCAAGAACGUUGCUAUGGAUCAGCCAAUGGUAACAUACUCGAGUGUAGCAGCUACACCGAAGAUGGCGUCUUCGCCAGCUCCUUCGACAAUACCGCAGAUACCGUGGGGAUUCCCGUAUAAUAUAUGGAGCAAUCCUCAUCUUUUCAAUCAAGCAUUUCCCGGAUUAGGAAUGAUGCAAACCAUUCCCGGUCCGGUUGCACCUUCACCACCAGGAUUUCAACCGAUUGCAUCUUCUCCUCCUAUCACCGAACCGUCUACUAUCUCAAAAGCGUCUACUUCCACGCCUGCUGACGAGACAACUUCUUCUCCUCUCAUCUCCGAGCCGUCCACGUCUACUAUCUCAAAAGCGUCUACUUCCACGCCUGCUGACGAGACAACUUCUUCUCCUCUCAUCUCCGAACCGUCCACGUCUACUAUCUCAAAAGCGUCUACUUCCACGCCUGCUGACGAGACAACUUCUUCUCCUCUCAUCUCCGAACCGUCCACGUCUAUCAUCUCGAAAGCGACUACUUCUUCAGCUACCAUCGCAAAACCGACUACACAUGGUCCUAUUGUUGACGAGGAGACCGCUGUCACGAGGGUGAGUAAAUCUUCAUCCUCAUCAAGUUCGGAUGAGCUUGAUGAGGAUGAAGCAACUUUUUCUGUUAAAAAAUUUAAUUGUGCACAAACAUAUGUAGCAAAACGUUGUAUAUCUGCACAAACAUUAAGUACCGUAUUUGAAUACCCUAUUAUAAAAGCUAGAUUUGUGAAGACUCAGUGGAGGGAUAGCUAUAUUCUUCAUUUAUUGAAUCAAAAAAAUAAAGAAAUUAGUAUUUUCCUCCCAAGGAGAUAUUCGUGCUGGCUAAAUAAAAAACUUAGAUUCAUUUAACAGAUCAAAAUUAAAACUAAAAGCAAAACAUCGACUAGUAAACAGAGUGAUAAAAGGGAAGGAGAUAUCGGUAAUGGUUACCAAUCUUAAUAGACUAUU
Molecule: messenger RNA, 1666 nt
Organism: Nilaparvata lugens (brown planthopper)
Lineage: Eukaryota; Metazoa; Arthropoda; Insecta; Hemiptera; Delphacidae
Product: endochitinase A-like
Exons: 2
Coding region: 665-1567 (300 amino acids)
Source: RefSeq, a predicted model, not a curated record